ACUCUUUGUGUAACUACAGAAAAUCAAGACAAAACUAAGGAGAAUAAAACUUUUGGGAAAUGGCCGAGACUGUUGUUCCAAUUGUUGCUGAGCAGGUGGUUGCUCCUGCUGCAUGUUGGAUUAAGCGUCAAACUAGUUAUGUGUUCAACUUCAAAAGAAAUGUUGAUAAUUUUAAUGAUCAACUCCGAAGUCUGAAUCUUAGGAGAGAGACAACCGAGCAUGCUGUUGAUGAUGCAACUAGGAGAAAUAUGGAGGUGAUUGAAAGGGAGGUUGAAGUUUGGCUACAGGGGGUGACUAGAUUUAAUGAGGAUGCACAAGUUUUUUUCGAGGAAAUAGAGAGGGCAAAGAAAGGGUGCUUCUUUGGGUUAUGUCCUAAUGUAAAGGCAAGGUAUCAGCUUAGUAAAAAGGCUGAGGAGAAAUCGAAUAACGCAGCCAAAUAUCUGUCGCAACAGCAGCAGUUUCCUAGUGUUUCAUAUCGUCCUGCUCCACAAGGAAUACGUUUUCCACCCAUCAAGGAUUAUGAGAUCUUCGAAUCGAGAACACGCAAUUUGGAAGAAAUUAUGAAGGCCUUAAAAGAUCCUAAUGUCAACAUGAUUGGCGUUUGGGGUAUGGGUGGUGUGGGCAAAACUACUCUUGUGAAGAAAGCUGCUGAACAUGCCAAUGUAGAGAAGAUUUUUGAUGUGGUGGUUUUAUCGGAGGUAUCUUCAAAUCAAGACUUGAGAAAGGUUCAAGGAGAAAUUGCAGAGGCCUUAGGCUUCAAAUUCGAGGCGGAGACAAUUUCAGUGAGAUCCAUCCAGUUACGUGAACGUUUGCUAAAAGAAACAAAAAUUCUAGUGAUUCUUGAUAAUAUUUGGGCAAGGCUUGAUCUGGGAAAGUUAGGAAUACCUUUCGGGAAUGACCACAAAGGAUGCAAAAUAUUGAUGACAUCUAGAGAUAGACAGGUAUUAACCGAGAUUGGUACUAAUAGUUUGAAAAUUUUGGUUGAUACAUUAGAUGAUGUGGAGGGUCAGAAAUUAUUUGAGAAAAUGGCAGGGGAUGUCGUGAAAGUUCCCAAUUUGCAACCUCUUGCCAUUGAAAUAGCUAAAAGAUGUGCAGGUUUGCCACUUUUGAUUACGACAGUUGCAAGGGCUCUAAGUGAUAUAAAGGAUUCAUAUACUUGGAAAGAAGCCUUACAACAAUUAGAUAAGUUUGGAAAUGAUGAUUUCGAUGCACAAGUGUAUUCAGCUCUAGAGUUAAGUUACAAUCACUUGAGAAGUGAUGCGAUGAAACAGUUGUUCUUGCUCUGUGGUCUACUGGUAAAUAUUGAUUAUGCCAUUGAGGAUUUGGUGAACUACUACAUGACCCUUGAUGCUUUCAAAGAUAUUGAUCAGCUGGAAGAUAGGAGAAACAAGUUGCACAAAUUGGUUGGAGACCUCAAAUCUGCAUGUUUGUUAUUAGAUGCUAAAAAUGGUUACUUCAAAAUGCACGAUGUGGUUCGCAAGUUUGUUGUGUCUUUUGCACGCCAAAAGCAUAAUAUGUUCAUUGAAGAAUAUGAUGGUGAAUUGGAAGAAUGGCCCAAAAAGAAUACAGUUGCAAAUUUCUCCUCGAUAUAUUUUCGUCACAAUUAUAUUCACAAAUUAUUAGAAGGGUUGGAAUGUGAAGAGCUGAAGUUGUUUAUUCUGCAUUCCAAAAAUCAUGAUUUGGAGAUUCCUAGUUCAUUUUUCCAAGGGAUCAGAGGAAUUAUUGUCUUAGAAAUUAAGAAUAUAAUAAUUCGAUCCUUGCCUUCAUCUCUUUGUUAUCUAAACAACCUUAGCACACUCUCUCUUGAGGAGUGUGAGUUGGAUGAUAUAGCCGGAAUAGGAAAUCUAGUUGGACUAGAAGUUCUUCGCAUUGUGAAUUCAAAGAUCUCCCAUUUUCCUGAGGAAAUAAGAAAAUUGACUCGUCUGAAGUUGUUCAGUGUCAAUGGAUGUUCAAAUCUUGCAGUGAUUCCACCAGAUGUCAUUUCAUCGUUCACUCGAUUAGAAGAAUUGCAUAUGGAAAACAGCUUUGUGAAGUGGGAGGCUGAAGGAGUUAAUGGUCAAAAUGUUUGCCUUGCUGAGUUAAACAAAUUGUCUAAGCUGACUAGCUUAGAUAUUCACAUUCCGAAUUCCAAUAUUAUGCCAAAUGACUUGUUCUCAGUCAAGUUAGAAAGAUUUAAAAUACUAAUAGGAGAUGUCUGGACCGGGAGGUUGGAUAUGUUGAAUAGGUGGCGUUGGACUAGCGAGUAUGAAACCUCAAAAGGGUUGAAACUCAAACUCCCCACAAGCAUUCAUUUGAAGCCUGGUGUUAAGGAAUUGUUGAAGAAGAGUGAAGAUCUAUAUCUAGAUGAAUUGGGUGGUGUUAACAGUGUUUCUGAGUUAGAUGGGGAAGGUUUUCCAAGAUUGAGAUGUUUGCAUGUCCGAAUGGGUCGGAACUUCCAAUACAUUGUAAACCCAAACACAACAACUCCUUGUAACAUUUUUCCAGGCUUGGAGGUAUUGUCUCUUAAAGAGUUGAUUAACCUUGAGAUGAUAUAUCACGGCCAACUUGGAGUAGAGUCGUUUAGUAAAUUGAGAAUUGUGAGAGUGGAAAGAUGUGACAUGUUGAAGAACCUUUUCUCAUUCUCAAUUGCCAAAUCCCUUUUGCAACUGCAAAAAAUCAUGGUGGAGAACUGUAAAAACAUGGAGGAGAUUUUUUUCUUUGAAAGUGAAAAGGAUGGCGAGUGCGAUGUGGUUGAGUUAAAGGAAGUACAAUCCAUAGAACUCCGGCGUUUACCGAAGCUCACGAGCAUCUGCUCUAAGAUGAAGGAUGAGCCCAUCCCACUUCUUAAUGGGAAGAUAGUGUUUCCCUACUUAGAGAAGUUAGGCCUACAUGAUAUUGGUGCGGAAAAAAUAUGGGACAACAAUCUUCAAGCAAUGCCACAUUUUCAUAGAUUGACAAAGUUGAGAUUGUCAAGCUGUCAUAAAUUAAAGUUCUUAUUCCCCGUUGUCGUGGUCAAAGGUCUCAUUCAACUCAUGGAACUUGAGGUAAGAGAUUGUGAAUUAAUGGAAGGGAUAAUAGGAGGAGUGACAGGUCAGAUGAUCUUCUCCAAAUUGAAUGUCCUGUAUCUCGAAGAUCUUCCAAAACUAAAAAGAUUCUGCACAGGAAAUUCUAUUGAAUUUCCAUCCUUGUCCAAUAUGUGGAUAGCGAGAUGCCCGGGAUUGAAAUCUUUCAUCUUUGAUGAAAAGGACGUCAGCAAUGGUGACCUCCCACCUCCUCUCUUUGAUGAAAAGGUGGAACUCCCUACCAUUGAAAAAUUAUGCAUCCAAUCCGUUAACCUGAAAAGAAUAUGGCACAAUGAACUCCCCUCAGAAUCCUUUUGCAAACUAGGUUAUCUUUUCCUGUAUGACUGUGAAAAGCUAUUGGACUUUUUUUCGUCUAAUAUGCUGACAAGACUCCAGAACCUACAAGUUUUGGAUAUAGAAAAUUGCAAGUCAAUGGAUGUGAUAUUUGAUUUGGAAGGGCCAAAUGGUUUGGAGAUGCAUAUUGCAAAGGCCCCCAUAUUCAGAAAACUAAAGUUCAUAACAAUCGCGGAUUGUCCAAGUGUGAGAUAUAUUUUUCCACUCCCUAUAGGCAGUGGUCUUCAAGAACUUCAGAGGUUACAUAUUGAAGACUGUAGAGCAGUUGAGGAAAUUGUUGCAAUGGAAGGGGUAGAUGCGGAUGUUAGGUUUGAGUUUCUAAAAGUCACUUCCCUGAGACUUGUUGACUUACCACAACUAAAAAGUUUCUACCCUGGAAUUCAUAUCUCAAAAUGGCCAUUGUUAAAGGAAUUGGAAGUUAUUGGAUGUGAUAAACUGAAAAUAUUGGCUUCUGAAUGUUCGAAUGUCCAAGAAGGGGCGCAUGAUGGGUAUCUUUAUUUGCACGAAAAGGAUGAUGAUGAUGAUGAUGAUGCUGGAGUUGAAGAUUUGUCAAUGGAGAGAAAGAGGAUGAGGCGCAAAAAUCGGAGGCAGAUUGCUUCUUACCAUGUCCGUAGAUUGCGGUUGGACUCAAUUCGUUUUGGUAAGGGAUCAGAAAUAUGUAAUUAG
This is a messenger RNA of Tripterygium wilfordii, 4061 nucleotides long. RefSeq names its product probable disease resistance protein At4g27220. The record is from RefSeq and is a predicted model, not a curated record. The coding region runs from base 60 to 4061 and encodes 1333 amino acids. NCBI's taxonomy places the organism in Eukaryota, Viridiplantae, Streptophyta, Magnoliopsida, Celastrales, Celastraceae. The transcript has 5 exons. Gene Ontology annotation, molecular function: ADP binding.